This is a messenger RNA of Epithele typhae, 996 nucleotides long. RefSeq lists its product as uncharacterized. NCBI's taxonomy places the organism in Eukaryota, Fungi, Basidiomycota, Agaricomycetes, Polyporales, Epitheliaceae. The record is from RefSeq and is a predicted model, not a curated record. Bases 1 to 996 code for a protein of 331 amino acids. The transcript has 5 exons.
AUGUCCAGCCCGGUGCCGUACUACGGACCCGACGAGGAUGAAGCGACCAUCAAUCUCGAACGUUUCUUCUUGGCAGGCGACUUCGUCACUGGGUUUGGCUAUGGCGUGCAGUUCGUCCUCUGGGCGAUCUCUGUGCGAUACCUGUGGAACAAACGCCCCCGGGGAAGAAAUGCCAUGCUUUUGCUCAGCUACAUCACCCUCCUGCUCGUUGUCGAAACGAUCUUCGCCAUCGUCCAGGCGCGGACCGUCGAGCUUAUGUACAUCGACAAUCGCAACUACCCCGGCGGCCCGUGGCAGUACUUUUUGGCCACCCAAAACCUCCCCGUCAACGUGAUGUUCUUCGCCACGCUCGUCACGAUCACGCUCUUGUGUGACAUCCUUGUGUUCUGGAGGUGCUGGGUCAUCUGGUCCGCCUUCGGGCGCACCGCAGCAUUCGCGGCAACGUUCGUCCCUCUCCUCACCCUCAUCGCCUCCUUCGUCAUGGGCACGCUCUGGACCCUCCAGUCCUCCCACCCCGGCCUCUCCCUCUACAGCGCCGAGCCGCUCGCCUUCGGCACCGCCUACUACACGCUCUCGCUCGGGACGAACGUGCUCCUGACCGCGCUCAUCACCACCCGUCUCCUCCUCUUCCGCCGCGAACACGCCGCCGCGCUCUCCUCGGAGCACGGCUCGCAGUACCUCUCCCUCGCGACGCUCGUGGUCGAGAGCGCGGCGCUCUACUCCGCCUUCGCCGUCGCCUUCCUCGUCUCCUACGCGCUCAACGCGCCGAUCAACCAGAUCUGGCUCGGGUUCGCCCAGGCCGCCCAGCAAGUCGCGACGUACCUCAUCAUCUUCCGCGUCGCGGACGGGACGGCGUGGACGACGCAGACGAUGCGGUCCGCGACGGUCACGACGAUCGACUUCCGCGACGGCCGGGGCCGGGGCCGGGGCGCGGCGCUGACGACGACGACGCGGUACUCCGAGAUGGACGCGGGCCGACGCACGCCUCGUCCGUGA